Nyctereutes procyonoides (raccoon dog) is the source of this 4606-nucleotide messenger RNA. RefSeq names its product ADAM metallopeptidase with thrombospondin type 1 motif 15 (gene ADAMTS15). NCBI's taxonomy places the organism in Eukaryota, Metazoa, Chordata, Mammalia, Carnivora, Canidae. Gene Ontology annotation, biological process: proteolysis; extracellular matrix organization. The coding region runs from base 140 to 2989 and encodes 949 amino acids. The record is from RefSeq and is a predicted model, not a curated record. Gene Ontology annotation, molecular function: metalloendopeptidase activity; zinc ion binding. The transcript is spliced from 8 exons.
CCCCGCUCCGGGAGGAGCUCCCUGCCCGCGCUCGGCCUCCUGGAAGCCGCGGGCGGCCCCGGAGCGCCGCUUCCCGGGUGCGCGCCGCCACGAGCCGGGCCGAGCCUGCCGAGCGCGCCGCCCUGCGCUGCCCGGAGCCAUGCUCCUGCUGGGCAUCCUGAGCCUGGCUCUGGCCGGGGGGCCCGCGGGCGGCUCGGAGCCCGAGCAGGAGGUGGUGGUCCCCAUCCGCCUGGACCCGGACAUCAACGGCCGCCACUACUACCGGGGGGGCGCCGAGGACCCCGGGGAGCAGGGGCUCAUUUUGCAGAUCACAGCGUUCCGGGAGGACUUUUACCUCCACCUGACGCCGGAUGCCCGGUUCCUGGCGCCCGCCCUCGCCACGGAGCGCCUGGGCGUCCGCCUGCCGGCGCUGGCCGCGGGCUCCCCGGACCUGCGGCGCUGCUUCUACUCCGGGGACGUGAACGGCGAGCCGGACUCGUUCGCCGCGGUGAGCCUGUGCGGGGGGCUCCGCGGCGCGUUCGGCUACAGGGGCGCCGAGUAUGUCCUCAGCCCGCUCCCCAACGCCAGCGCGCAGGCGGCGCCGCGCCACGGCCAGGGCGCACACCUCCUCCGGCGCCGGGGCGCCCCGGGCGGGCCCCCCGGGGACCCCACCUCUCGUUGCGGGGUGGCCUCGGGCUGGAACCCCGCCAUCCUGCGGGCGCUGGACCCGUACAAGCCGCGGGGGCCCGGCUUCGGGGAGGGUCGCAGCCGGCGGAGGUCCGGGCGCGCCAAGCGCUUCGUGUCCAUCCCGCGCUACGUGGAGACGCUGGUGGUGGCGGACGAGUCCAUGGUCAAGUUCCACGGCGCCGACCUGGAGCACUACCUGCUGACGCUGCUGGCCACGGCGGCGCGCCUCUACCGCCAUCCGAGCAUCCUCAACCCCAUCAACGUCGUCGUGGUCAAGGUGCUGCUUCUCGGCGACCGCGACGCGGGGCCCAAGGUCACGGGCAACGCGGCCCUGACGCUGCGCAACUUCUGCGCCUGGCAGAAAAAGCUCAACAAAGUGAGCGACAAGCACCCGGAGUACUGGGACACGGCCAUCCUCUUCACCAGGCAGGACCUGUGUGGGGCCACCACCUGUGACACGCUGGGCAUGGCUGAUGUGGGCACUAUAUGCGACCCCAAGAGAAGUUGUUCUGUGAUCGAGGAUGAUGGGCUUCCAUCAGCCUUCACCACUGCCCAUGAGCUGGGCCACGUGUUCAACAUGCCCCAUGACAAUGUGAAAGUGUGUGAGGAGGUGUUUGGGAAACUCCGAGCCAACCACAUGAUGUCCCCAACACUCAUCCAGAUUGACCGGGCCAACCCCUGGUCGGCCUGCAGCGCUGCCAUCAUCACCGACUUCCUGGACAGCGGGCAUGGCGACUGCCUCCUGGACGCACCCAGCAAGCCCAUCUCCCUGCCUGAGGACCUGCCGGGUGCCAGCUACACCCUGAGCCAGCAGUGCGAGCUGGCCUUUGGCGUGGGCUCGAAGCCCUGUCCCUACAUGCAGUACUGCACCAAACUGUGGUGCACGGGAAAGGCAAAGGGGCAGAUGGUGUGUCAGACCCGCCACUUCCCCUGGGCAGAUGGCACCAGCUGCGGGGACGGCAAGUUCUGCCUCAAGGGGACCUGCGUGGAGAGACAUAACCUUAAUAAGUACAGGGUGGACGGCUCCUGGGCCAAGUGGGAGCCGUACGGCGCCUGCUCACGCACCUGCGGCGGGGGCGUGCAGCUGGCCCGGAGGCAGUGCAGCAACCCCACCCCCGCUAACGGAGGCAAGUACUGCGAGGGAGUGAGAGUGAAAUACCGAUCCUGCAACCUGGAGCCCUGCCCCAGCUCAGCUUCUGGCAAGAGCUUCCGGGAGGAGCAGUGUGAGGCUUUCAAUGGCUAUAACCAUAGCACCAACCGGCUCACCCUUGCCGUGGCGUGGGUGCCCAAGUACUCCGGCGUUUCUCCCCAGGACAAGUGCAAGCUCAUCUGCCGAGCCAAUGGCACCGGCUACUUCUACGUGUUGGCACCCAAGGUGGUGGAUGGUACGCCAUGUACUCCUGACUCCACCUCGGUCUGUGUCCAAGGCAAGUGCAUCAAGGCUGGCUGCGACGGGAACCUGGGCUCCAAGAAGAAAUUCGACAAGUGUGGGGUGUGUGGGGGUGACAAUAAGAGCUGCAAGAAGGUGACAGGCCUCUUCACCAAGCCCAUGCACGGCUACAAUUUUGUGGUGGCCAUCCCCGCGGGCGCCUCGAGCAUCGACAUCCGCCAGCGUGGCUACAAGGGCCUGAUCGGCGACGACAACUACCUGGCGCUCAAGAACAGCCAAGGCAAGUACCUGCUCAACGGGCACUUCGUGGUGUCGGCCGUGGAGCGGGACCUGGUGGUGAAGGGCAGCCUGUUGCGCUACAGCGGCACCGGGACGGCGGUGGAGAGCCUGCAGGCCUCGCGGCCCAUCCUGGAGCCCCUGACCGUGGAGGUGCUCUCCGUGGGCAAGAUGACGCCGCCCCGCGUGCGCUACUCCUUCUACCUGCCCAAGGAGCCGCGGGAGGACAGGGCGCCCGCCGAGCCCCGCGGGGCCCCGGGCCUGCUGGACGGCGCGCCCGGCCUCUCCAACCAGGUGGAGCCGCAGGGCCCGCGGGCGGCUGGGCGCUGGGUGGCGGGCGGCUGGGGGCCCUGCUCGGCCAGCUGCGGCGGCGGUGGCCUGCAGAGGCGCCCCGUGGACUGUCGGGGACCCACGGGCCCGCGCCCGCCCUCCGCCUGCCGCCCCGCGCCCCGGCCCGCGGACACCAGGGCCUGCGGCGAGCCCUGCGCCACCUGGCAGCCGGGGGCCUGGUCGCCCUGCUCCAAGAGCUGCGGCCGUGGGUUCAAGCGGCGGGCGCUCCAGUGCCUGGGGCCCGGUGGGCGGCUGCUGGCCCGGGACCGCUGCGACCUGCGCCGCAAGCCCCAGGAGCUGGACUUCUGCGCCGCCCGGCCGUGCUGACCGCGCCCCCGGGGCUGCCGGGGCGCCCCCCUCCUGGCCCGGCGGGGAGGCACCGUCUACCUCACGCCUGGCCCCCGGGCCCAGCCUCCGCGGGGGGCUGACAGGUGCAGGCCCGGGCCCGCCCGAACUUCAGGGACCCGGCCCGCAAGGGCUUAGAGCCCCGCGGCCGCCGGGCAGCCUCAGGCGGGCCGCGGGCUCUCAGCGCGUCCAACACGCGAGUCUCCGUGGUGCUGCCCGCGCCCCUGCCCUCUGACCCCGCGGCCUGGUAACAGAAGGGUGGCGGCUGUGGGCGCAGCUGGUGGGCCACUGGGUGUAACUGGAGCCGGCCCCGGCGGCAAGGGGUCCGGGGCCUCCCGCCCCCCCGGAACCACCUCUUCUCCCUGCGGCCUCCGGGCUGCCAGGCGGGGGCCUUCCCGGACGUGCCCUCUGGGCCCUGCGCACAGCUCGGGAGUCAGGAGGGAGCCUGCUGCCUUCUCUGGGAGGGAUGGGGCCAACACGGAAAGAACCAAGGGAGGAUGUGUUCAGUGGUGAAGCGGGGAGUUUGAGGAGUGGCCUGGAGGGUUCUGUGUCACCCGGGCUGGGCUUGAGCCUUGGGGGACUGUCACCCCGGGAUGCGGAGGGGGCCCCAGUUCCGACGGCUUCUUCCUCCUGAGAGGCAGGUAUAGGGAGGGCUGCUGCCUUAGGCUCCGCGUUGCCUCAGAGAACCUUCCGAGUGGCCCCAGUCCUGUCCCCGCUAAGAGGGCCAUGGAGAUCCCAGGAGGGCUCGGUGCUGGACAUCCACAGGCCUGUAGGUUGGUCUUCACUGGGAUGGCUCCGUGUGGUCUGGCUUUGGGCACAUCACAUGGCAUUGCAGUUGGAUAACGGGGUUCACUGUUUGCUACCUCAGGCUAUGCUCUCUGGGUACCCACACUUGUCCCUCCGCGGGGGCAGUGGUGACCCUGGUGCUCCCAGCAGACCUGGCUGUUGUCCUCUGUAGACAGAGCUGCCCAGACACAAAGCCGAGUGUGUGACACCUGGCUUCCGGCUCCCUCUCGCCCGGCCACCCACGGCGGCUCCGGAUGGGAAGGCGGGAUCUCGCUCUUCAGGUGCCUUGGGGACAGGUGUCAGGAGACACAAGAGUCAAUGCCCUGACCCAGAGGCACCUGGCAGCCAUCGGUGGGACGUCCCGUCUAUCCUGGAGGCAUGUUGGGGGUAUAGAAACCAGGGUGUUUCUAUAGCUGCAAGUGGGAAGAUGCUUUGGGGUUUGAGAGCCUUUGGUCAAGCAGGGUAUUUCUUGAGGCGCAGCUGUUCCAGCGUCUUCCCUGGGGACGGGGUCAGUCCUCUGACUCGGCUUCCCUUACUAGCCAGGAUCCACAAACCAGCCAUCCAGGCUAGCCUCGGGGAUGGUGGUCCAACCGGGGCCCAGGGGUGCACAUGUCGGGGCCGGGCUGCAGUCACCCCUGAAGAGUGAAGCGGAGACGAGUCUUCCUGCCUGCCUGCCUGCCUGACGCUGUGGGACCUGCACCAUCCGAAGGAGCCCAGGGCGCCGGGGCUGCUGGGGACUCCCUCUAGGCGACGAUAGCACUGCACCCUGCGCUUGGUGCACCCAUCCUCGGGGAGGAGAGGGUGGCGCGGGGA